AUGAGCAUCAAUAACUCUAAAACAUUAUUAAAUUCAACGGACGAUAAUGAUUUCGCUCUCGUCUCAGACGAUGAAUUUACAUCAAACAUAUUUGUGCAAUUUAUCAUUUGUUUAUUUUAUUUAACAUUUUUUGUGCUCGGUAUAUUCGGUAAUGUUCUAGUGUGUUUUGUGGUAGCAAGAAAUUCACAGAUGCACACAGUUACGAAUCUUUUUAUAACAAACUUAGCAGUGAGUGAUAUUUUAUUGUGUAUUUUGGCAGUUCCAUUUACACCCUUGUAUACUUUUCUCGGGCGUUGGGUGUUUGGCGAGAGUUUGUGUCAUCUAGUCCCCUAUGCUCAGGGUGUUAGUAUCUACAUUAGUACUUUGACAUUAACCAGUAUAGCAGUUGAUCGAUUUCUAGUGAUUAUUUAUCCAUUUCAUCCACGUAUGAAAAUUAAAUGUUGCCUAUCAGUGAUAAUUGGUAUAUGGAUAGUGGCAUUAUUUUUAACACUUCCGUAUGGUAUAUACAUGACUUUAGAAGAACCGAAUUUUUAUUGUGAAGAACACUGGCCAAGUCAACGAUUCCGAGUGAUCUUCAGUUUAGUGACGUCAAUUCUUCAGUUCGUUGUACCUUUUUUUGUGAUAACUUUCUGCUACAUUUGUGUGUCCAUUAGGUUAAAUGAUCGUGCUAAAUCAAAACCGGGAAGCAAAACAAGUAGACGUGAAGAAGCUGAUCGUGAAAGAAAAAGAAGAACAAAUUUUAUGUUGAUAGCUAUGGUGACUAUUUUUGGUGUGUGUUGGUUACCACUUAAUAUAGUCAAUAUUGUUGAUGACUCUUAUGCAUCAUUAAUUCAUUGGUCAUAUUACCGACUCUGUUUCUUUAUUACUCACUGUCUGGCAAUGAGUAGUACGUGCUAUAAUCCACUUUUAUAUGCCUGGCUUAAUGAAAAUUUUCGUAAAGAAUUUAAACAGGUUUUGCCCUGCUUUUCAAGAUUCUCUGCAAGCUUCACUCCACGAACUACUGAAGCUUUUAGAAGUGAGAAACUUUACAAUGACAAUGACGCAACACAAGGGAACCUACCUAGUCUAACUGUUAAAUCAAAUCCUGAUCUAUUAGGUGAAUGUAUUCCACUUGAAUUGAAGCCUGGAUCAACAUUCCAAGCAACAAGCCAUGUAAUUAAUGAAUCUACUGACGUUGAAGAUGUUCUUCUAUAAAAACUACAUCAAAUGAAAAGCUGUCCGAAUAUUAUGAAUGGUAGGGGCAUUUUUCAAAUUAACUUUCAUCAUCAAAGUAAAGAAGAAACAGAAUGAAUAAUUCAAAUUGUAAAUGUUGGAUUUUGUAAUUAUAAACUGCCAACCUAGAAAGUAAUAAAAUGAGCAUUUAUUCACAAGAUGGAAUUAAAAGAAAAAAAAAAAAUUAGUGUUGAAGUGAAAUCGAAAUUAUUAUAGCUAAGUUAUAAAAAUAAUGAUAUAAUAAUAUAAAAGAAUAAUUUAUCUAAUUAAUAAAAAAAAUUUGAA
Messenger RNA from Chelonus insularis, 1497 nucleotides. RefSeq names its product prolactin-releasing peptide receptor-like. The coding region runs from base 1 to 1194 and encodes 397 amino acids. Gene Ontology annotation, biological process: G protein-coupled receptor signaling pathway. NCBI's taxonomy places the organism in Eukaryota, Metazoa, Arthropoda, Insecta, Hymenoptera, Braconidae. Gene Ontology annotation, cellular component: plasma membrane; neuron projection. Gene Ontology annotation, molecular function: neuropeptide Y receptor activity; neuropeptide binding. The transcript is spliced from 3 exons. The record is from RefSeq and is a predicted model, not a curated record.